CCAGGUCGUCGAGAUUUCUUUCAUGUUGCGUUGGUGUUAGAAUUACGAGCCAUGCCCAAAUGAGGUCGAUGUUGAAUGCAGCAGUGUCUCCAUCGAAGCGUCUGAAUGUAACAAGUGUAGACGGCAUAGAUCCUGCUGAAUGUUGAGAUCAUCAACGUCCUCAAUUGGCAAAAAGCAUCAACAGGUCCAACAGGUCGAACCAGCUCCUUCAAGUCAUCAUGCUCGUCCGACUCCCUUGCUCUGGCCUUCAUAAUGUUGUGGCCGUGACCCUCCUAACUUCCGCUCUCCUACAUGUUGGAUUUCAACCCAGACCUAGAGGUGCACGUCCCGUGAAACUGUAUUUUGGGCACAAAGGUUAUGUCAUUUCCGAAAAUCCUUCAUGGCAAUUCGGAGGCAGCUCCGAAACCACAACGCCCGAGAUCCCACCAAUGAUUAAUCGAAGUUCUUUUCUCACAUUUCUACAGAAAGUCUCCAAAGAACUCCUAGUGCAUUUUGCGAACCGCCGAAUCAUAAUCCAAAGCUUUGGUUUCCUUUCGCCAUGCAAAUUCAGUCUCGGUCUCACUGAAAAGCAGUUACCGUCCAGCUGGGACAGGGAUGUGCACCGUACCGUUACGGAUAUGACCGUAGACCGUAUAAAAAUUAUUGGCCACGGUACGGUACGGUUGAUGUCAUAUCCGUACCGUUGUCCGUAUACAGACACUUUGACGAUGACGAUGGAUAUCUGGUGCCAAAGUAUAGUUCUCUGUCCCUCCCUCAAUGACCGUAUUCAAACCGUAUGAAUACGGCCGUAUUUUGGGCCGUUAAAGUUGUCCACGGUACGGACCCGUA
Desarmillaria tabescens is the source of this 828-nucleotide messenger RNA. RefSeq lists its product as uncharacterized. Bases 219 to 779 code for a protein of 186 amino acids. The transcript has 4 exons. The record is from RefSeq and is a predicted model, not a curated record. Lineage: Eukaryota; Fungi; Basidiomycota; Agaricomycetes; Agaricales; Physalacriaceae.